Messenger RNA from Panicum virgatum (switchgrass), 660 nucleotides. RefSeq names its product molybdopterin synthase sulfur carrier subunit-like. Gene Ontology annotation, cellular component: cytosol. NCBI's taxonomy places the organism in Eukaryota, Viridiplantae, Streptophyta, Magnoliopsida, Poales, Poaceae. The record is from RefSeq and is a predicted model, not a curated record. Gene Ontology annotation, biological process: Mo-molybdopterin cofactor biosynthetic process. The transcript has 2 exons. The coding region runs from base 112 to 441 and encodes 109 amino acids.
GUUUAGUACUAGUAGGCUCGUAAUGUUUUCUGCAGAUUUCGGCCGUCUCCAACUCUCGGGCCACGUUGACUGCGGCAGCAGAUUAGCGCCGCAGCUUCCUUUCCUCCGGCGAUGGCGACGCCGGCUGCAAAAGAUGCUGCUGCUCCCGCGGAGGAGGAGGAGGGUCCCGUCGCGGCCGGGCCGGCGGCGCCUGCGGCGAGGGUGAAGGUGCUCUUCUUCGCCCGCGCGCGGGACCUGACGGGCGUGGCGGAGUCGUCGGUGGAGGUGCCGGCAGGGGCCACCGCGGGGGAGUGCGUCGUCCGGGUGCUGGCCGAGUUCCCCAAGCUGGAGGAGAUACGCGGCUCCAUGGUGCUCGCGCUCAACGAGGAGUACGCGCCGGACUCCGCCAAGGUCGCCGACGGCGACGAGCUCGCCGUCAUACCGCCCAUCAGCGGCGGCUGAUGUUACCACGAGCGAGUUGGAUAGGGAAAAAGAAGAAAAAACAAAGAAAAAAAAAGGUUCAGUUUGCUUCGGUUCUUGCCUUGUUUCUCCAUACAAUGUGCAUACUGGAUAAGCAAUCUCCUGUUCUUGGCUCACAUUUUGUUCUUAAAAACACGUUGAUAAAUGACAGUUUGAUCUGAAAGACUGACCGAAACAGGAAUGCCCGUCUGUACUCAGAUA